Messenger RNA from Haplochromis burtoni (Burton's mouthbrooder), 1121 nucleotides. Its product is annotated as myelin-associated glycoprotein-like. The coding region runs from base 33 to 1106 and encodes 357 amino acids. The record is from RefSeq and is a predicted model, not a curated record. The transcript has 5 exons. Lineage: Eukaryota; Metazoa; Chordata; Actinopteri; Cichliformes; Cichlidae.
ACAACAGCAUCAACAAGUUCCUGUGUGUGAACAUGGUGACAGUCAACAUGUUGCUGAUUGUCCUCUUUGUUCCAGGUGUUUUGGCUGAUUGUGCUGAUCAACCAGCACUCUUCAUAAAUGCACCAAAGAAACUGGAAGCACUGAGUGGAUCUUGUUUGCAAAUCCCAUGUAGCUUCAGACCCAAAGACGAACAGAAAUUUAUCAGCACAAGUGAAACUUUUGGAGUGUGGAUUAAAAACAAUUCUGAUAUUAACAAAAACAAAAACAAUGUGAUCUUCAACAGUAGUGGAGCAGUUAGCACCUAUCCAAUGAGUAUUACUGGGAACCUGAGUCAGAGAGACUGCACCACUCUGUUUUCUACUUUAACCACCACAUACACAGACACAUACUUCUUCAGAGUAGACAGUGAACCAUUCAAGGCGACAGCUCAGUGUGAUCCUCUUCAAAUAACAGUCAGAGAUUCUCCUUGGAGGCCCAAUAUUACAAUCCCAGGUGAUCUGAAGGAGAAGGAGUCUGUCACUAUAACCUGCUCAGCUCUCACUCCCUGUCCACACUCCCCUCCUCAACUCACCUGGAAUCUCCAACAAGACUCUCACAACAAAAUAGAGGAAAACACAGAUGGAAGCUUUACAACUAAAAUCCAGCAGAACAUCACUCUGUCAGACACACAUGAUGGAAAGAAGAUCAGCUGCUCUGCCAGAUAUCCUGUGAACCAAGGAAACGACACCAAGACAGCAGAGACAGAAGAGACUCUCAGUGUUUCAUAUGCUCCUAAAGACACCUCAGCAUCCAUCAGUCCAUCAGGUUUGGUGUCAGCAGGCAGCUGGGUGAAGCUGACCUGCUCCAGCAGAGCCAAACCUCCAGUCAGCAACUUCACCUGGUUCAAGAAGAGCAGAGAUGGAGCUGUGAAAGUAUCUGAAGGAGAGAUUUACAGCUUCAAUGUAACAGAUGGAGGAGUUUAUUACUGUGUGGCCACUAAUGAUCUGGGUAAUCAGACAUCAGCAGAGCUUCAUCCAACAGGAACACAUCAGCCUUUAUCAUGGUCUGCUGUAGGAGGGAUCACUGGGAUCAUCGUACUCAUCUGUAUGGUUUUUGUGUUUUGGUAAGACUCUAAGAUCAAC